CGCUAUGCAUUCGGGUAAGAUCAUGGAAACGUAGAGAGAAUCAUACCGAGUGCCAUCAAAUCACCCGUUGAAAAAAACAAAAGAAAUCGAUAUGUGCCAGUGUGUUACUUUGUCGUUUGGGAACACAACAUUCAAGGGUACACGGUAUCCCCACUACUUUUCCAUUAAAAUCAUUGAAGCAUACCAACGAGUGAUGUUCCUGAACACAACUUGGCUUGAUUCGACAAUGACAAGACGGCACUUUAAACGGUACUGUUGUAACUGAAGCAAAAAUUGGCGCAACUAGAGCUCCAAAUAAUAAAAUAAAAUUUAAAUCAAUUAAGAUAAACAAAAAAGUUAUUGUAAUCUUAACAAAAUAUCGUAUGCCAGACGGACUGUACUUCGAUGGACACCUUCGUCAGUGAGACCUUGUCGAACGCUCAUGAACAUUUGAAACAUUGUGCUCUUUGAGUUUUCAAAGUGUCAAAGAAGUCGCAUAAAUCUUUCAUUUUGGUCGAUAUUUAAAAAAUUGAAGUGACACGAUUGAAGUUAAAUCUUUCAUAAAGUGGGUGGUGUAAAUUUUACAGAAUGGAUACUAAUAAUACAUUUAUUGGAGGCAACAAAACUAACAUAUUGCAAUGGCAAGACUAUCUUGUGAUCGGCGUAAUUAUGUCAGUUUCUGUCAUAAUCGGACUCUACUACCGAUUCAGCGGUGGUCGACAACGUACUGCAGCGGAAUACUUCUCCGCGGACAACUCAUUAGGUAUCUUACCGUUCUCAAUAGCAAUGAUGGCUUCCCAAGUAUCAGGAAUUACUAUGCUUGGAAUAAAUGGGGAAAGUUACAUCCGAGGCCUGAUGAUUGUAUUAUUGUAUAGCACCGGGAUUUACGUCGUGCCAAUUAUGGCCUUUUGUUAUCUACCAGUCUUUUUCGAGCUGAAGAUUAUAAGCAUUUAUGAGUAUCUGGAAAAACGAUUUGGAUUGAACAUGCGGUUGCUCGUAAGCGCAGCUAAUUUUAUACAAACAAUGUUAUUUACCGGAGUGGUACUGUACGCUCCUGCGUUAGCUCUCGAAGCUACCACAGGCUUGUCUAGUACCAUGAGCAUUUUGGUACUCGGUACAAUCUGUACCAUUUAUUGCACGUUAGGUGGCAUCAAAGCGGUUUUGAUCACCGACAUCUUCCAGGGCUUGCUUAUGAUAAUCGCUCUUUUCAUCAUUAUUAUCACUAUUGCCCAGAACAUCGACGGAGGAAUCGGUACCAUUUGGCGAAUAGCACAAGAGGGAGAUCGUACACAUUUUUCUGAAGCAUCUUUAGAUCCAACUGUACAAUACACGUGGUGGAGUCUUUUAAUCGGAGGAGGAUCAAUAAAUUUGGCAUAUAUGGGGGUGAAUCAGGUGCAAGUUCAACGUUUAAUGACUGUUAAAAACGUAAAAAUGGCUACAAAUGCGCUAUUAUUAUGUGUUCCAUUCGUCUUCUUGGUAGGCUUUUUAUCAUGCUUCGCCGGAUUAUCAAUUUACGCGGUCUAUAAAGAUUGCGAUCCCGUUGUUUCCGGAAAAAUUUCGACCUAUGACAAAAUAUUGCCUUAUUUCGCCGUGGAGAAUUUAUCACCUGGAGUGGUUGGUUUUAUCGUUUCCGGUGUUUUUAGCGCCAGCCUAAGCACGAUUUCCGCUAUGAUGAAUUCGUUAGCUGCUGUGGCACUCGAGGACUAUGUAAAGCCACUACAUCGAAAAUUUGGAAAGGAUUUAUCAGACAAAAAAUCCACUUUGAUAGCCAAACUUCUUACUGUUUUAAAUGGCAUUAUUUCCAUGUGUUUAGCGUUACUUGCGACGACAAUGGGUACAAUAGUUACCAUUGCCUUUAGCAUUGACGGAGCUAUUGGCGGACCGAUUUUAGGUAUUUUUACUCUCGGAAUGUUCACUGAAAGUGCUAACGAGGUGGGAACAAUUGUUGGCUCGAUUACAGCUUUAAUUGUUUGUUUGUGGGCCGUUUUUGGGCAACCUAAACCACCAGUUCCAAAUUUACCAAUAUCCGUCGAAGGUUGCGCGAAUUCUACAGCAUUGAUACUUACUAAACAAAUGGAUUUUAACAGUACUAUACAACCAGAGCAAUCAUACUUCUAUUUAUAUCGCAUCUCCUAUUUAUGGUACAAUCUUAUAGGAUUGGUGAUCACUCUUGUAGUUGGAUAUGUGGCGAGUAUUAUAGUUCGAUAUAUUCAAGGCGCAAAUAAUAUCGAACACGAUCCAAGAUUAUUUAUACCGUUCGUGGCUGCCAGAAUUAGGCAGCGGCGCCAGGAAGCAGAAAAAACCACGAUGAGUUAAAUCUGUGUUUUGAAAUUUAACUGUAUAAGAUGAUUUUUAAAAUUAAAUAACUGGUAAUUAAUUAAAA
Molecule: messenger RNA, 2362 nt
Organism: Solenopsis invicta (red fire ant)
Lineage: Eukaryota; Metazoa; Arthropoda; Insecta; Hymenoptera; Formicidae
Product: putative sodium-dependent multivitamin transporter
Exons: 7
Coding region: 568-2295 (575 amino acids)
Biological process (GO): transmembrane transport; sodium ion transport
Cellular component (GO): membrane
Molecular function (GO): symporter activity
Source: RefSeq, a predicted model, not a curated record